This is a messenger RNA of Coregonus sp. 'balchen', 35128 nucleotides long. The record is from the annotation of a GenBank genome assembly. NCBI's taxonomy places the organism in Eukaryota, Metazoa, Chordata, Actinopteri, Salmoniformes, Salmonidae.
GUGUCCGGGUGAAGAGUGGCCAGUGUUCGGUUCACAGCCUGCUACCGUGGCGCCUGACAUGGACAUGGACUACUGCUCUGCUCCUCUCUGUUCCUCUGGUGCCUUCAGCUUCCUGGUGAGGCUCCUCCUACAUCCUGCCAUCCUCCUAUACAUGGAGGGACCACUCCUCCCUCUUCCAUCCCUCCCUUCCUCAGACUGUCUGCUUGCUCUGGCCUUACCCAUAAGCCAACCAGGACUGGAGCCUGCUGAGGGGAUCCACUUCUGACUCCAACAAACCAAUGGAUGGUCAACAAAUUACAUUCAUCUCUUUUAUUUACGUAUACAUUUUUCGGGAGCUGAUCUAAACAUUUUGUGAUUUAAUUUAAAUUUGGCACUUCUUUCCAAACAUCACUUGUGUUGUACUGUAACUGUACAUUGUUGUGGAAAGUCUUUUAGUUUAAUCAUUUAGGAUGCAUCCCAAAUGGCACCCUAUUCCCUAUUUAGUGCCCAAUGGGCCUGGUCAAAAGUAGUGCACUAUUUAGGAAAUAGGGCAUCUAACUGCUUCAAGACGGCUGGCGACUGGCAUCUAACUGCUUCCAGACGGCUGGCGACUGGCAUCUAACUGCUUCCAGACGGCUGGCGACUGGCAUCUAACUGCUUCCAGACGGCUGGCGACUAGAAUCUAACUACUUCCAGAUGCCUGGAGACUAGCAUCUAUCUACUUCUAGACGGCCACAGCUCUGAGGCUCUACAGAGCGUGAACAAUUCCCUGAAAGCUGCUACUGAGGCGGUCUGGCUGUCUCUGUCUGACUGUCUGGCUCUCUGUCUGACUGUCUGGCUCUCUGGCUGUCUCUGUCUGACUGUCUGGCUGUCUGGCUCUCUGUCUGACUGUCUGGCUGUCUGGCUCUCUGGCUGUCUCUGUCUGACUGUCUGGCUCUCUGGCUGUCUCUGUCUGACUGUCUGGCUCUCUGUCUGACUGUUUGGCUCUCUGUCUGACUGUCUGGCUCUCUGUCUGACUGUCUGGCUCUCUGUCUGACUGUCUGGCUCUCUGUCUGACUGUCUGGCUCUCUGGCUGUCUCUGUCUGACUGUCUGGCUCUCUGUCUGACUGUCUGGCUCUCUGGCUGUCUCUGUCUGACUGUCUGACUGUCUGGUUCUCUGGCUGUCUCUGUCUGACUGUCUGGCUCUCUGUCUGACUGUCUGGCUCUCUGUCUGACUGUCUGGCUCUCUGUCUGACUGUCUGGCUCUCUGUCUGACUGUCUGGCUCUCUGUCUGACUGUCUGGCUGUCUCUGUCUGACUGUCUGGCUCUCUGUCUGACUGUCUGGCUCUCUGGCUGUCUCUGUCUGACUGUCUGGCUGUCUGGCUGUCUGUAAGGCUGUAAUACUGGGAUCAGCCUCUCUUCUCAUUAGUUAUCUGCAUCCAUGUACUCCUUGGCUGCCUAACAAGCAUCACAGCAGCUCAGUAGAGAUCAGUGUUUUCUUAUUCACACAGAGAGAAGUGAAAGAAAAAACAUGUUUUAGUAGCAUGUUUUACCCCAGAAAUGUUACUAUUUCCAGACUAGCUUUUUGUACAUUGUGUUACCUUUAGAAACAAAACAAAACAAGUGAGUGGUGUGUGUUUCAGGUAGGUCAAAGUUUCUGUUUUUCUAAUAGCAAAGAGCUUGGUAAUGUGUUGGACUGAUGGGUGUAUCAGAGUACAUCUGUACACCUGGACUCACCUGUAGUGCCCAAACAGAUCUUUAGACAAAGACUUGACGACUCUGUGGAAACUCAUGUUGUCAGUACAAAUAAAUGUCUGUCUUUAAUACAUAUUAUUUUUCUGGUUGUCUAUCUUAGGGCUUGGCGGUAUACCAUAUUUUACAAUAUACCGGUAUUGAUGCACGGACCAGUUUGGGGUUUUACUUUACAUUCUAUAACGGUAUUUGAAUGUUUGGUUUGUUAAAUGUGAUAUUCCGUGUGUAACGUCCAUUAUUAUAGUUUACACGGUACUAGUCAUCCCUCUCUGCUCUCUCUCUCCAUGCCGCUUUCCACACAGACCUAGCCCCGCCCCCUGUCACUCAAAGAGCCGUGUUCAGUCUGCCUGGUCAAUGCAGCACAUGCAACAAUGUCAUGACAACGAUGUUUCCACUUUGCUUUCCAAGUGUUCUAUAACUACACUAUUAGUUUGUGUUUCUUACAUCUGCAAACAUGGCUCCUGAGUGGCGCAGCGGUCUAAGGCACUGCAACUCAGUGCUUGAGGCGUCACUACAGACCCCGUGGUUCGAUUCCAGGCUGUAUCACAACCGGCCGUGAUUGGGAGUCCCAUAGGCAGCGCACAAUUGGCCCAGCGUCGUCCGGGUUUGGCCGGUGUAGGCCGUCAUUGUAAAUAAGAAUUUGUUCUUAACUGACUUGCCUAGUUAAAUUAAACAUUUUUAAAAUACAGCUGGUUUCAUAGCAAGUUUUAGCUAAAUCGUGUUAGCCGCUAACGCUAAUCACUAGAUAGCUGGCUAACUAGCUAGCUAAUAAUAAUAAUAUAAUAUAAUAAUAUGCCAUUUAGCAGACGCUUAAUAAAUGUACUGAGUCAGAGCAAACGUAGCUAGCUAAAACAGCCUAGUCUGUCUACUUGGCUGAGGCCAUAUGGUUGUUUUAGUCUCUACUUGGCUGAGGCCAUAUGGUUGUUUUAGUCUCUACUUGGCUGAGGCCAUAUGGUUGUUUUAUUCUGUCUACUUUGAGGCCAUAUGGUUGUUUUAUUCUGUCUACUUUGAGGCCAUAUGGUUGUUUUAUUCUGUCUAGGAGACUAUUCAGGAUUGAGGGAAAGAUGAAUAAAGAAAAGUACAGAGAGAUCCUUCAUGAAAACCUGCUUCAGAGCACACAGGACCUCAGACUGGGGCGAAGGUUCACUUUCCAACAGGACAACGACCUAAGCACACAGCCAAGACAACGCAGGAUUGGCUUCGGGACAAGUCUCUGAAUGUCCUUGAGUGGCCCAGCCAGAGCCCGAACGAACAUCUCUGGAGAGACCUGAAAAUAGGUGUGUAGCGAUUCUCCCCUACCAACCUGACAGAGCUUGAGAGGAUCUGCAGAGAAUAAUGGGAGAAACUCCCCAAAUACAGGUGUGCCAAGAUUGUUGCGUCAUACCCAAGAAGACUUGAAGCUGUAAAGGCUGCCAAAGGUGCUUCAACAAAAUACUGAGUAACUUCUACGGGAUCGGUGUCCCUUAUACGGACGGUUGUUACUCAAUAUGCGAAAUGUGACUAGAAUGGAGUUUUAGUCAACUUUCCAGGACAUAGACAUGUCUUAUAUGGGCAGAAAGCUUAAAUUAUUGUUAAUCUAACUACAGUGUCCAAUUUACAGUAGAUAUUACAGCUAAAAAAAAUACCUUGCUAUUGUUUGAGCAUAGUGCACAACAACUAAACACAUUUAUCAAGGCAACUGGUUUGAUACAUUCACCUCUAGAGGUAAAUAAUGUAUUUACAUUCAGUAAUCUUGCUCUGAUUUGUCAUCCUGAGGGUCCCAGAGAUCAAAUGUGGAGUAGUUUUGUUUGAAAAAUGAAUUUUUAUAUUCAAAUGUAGGAACUGGGAGAUACAGUUUGACCUCUGACUCCUCACCCACCCCGCCCGGCCAUCUAGAUGUGUGAAGGUUAGUGUAUUUUCUGUAGGGAAGCUAAUGAUACAUCAUUUAUGACAUUCCUGGGAGUGUGCAAACUUAAAUGUUGUAUUACCAUAGCAUUUUUGUAUGUUCUCUAUAGUUAUGUACUUGAAAACCAAUUCGGCACAUGUGGGAAAACUCCUGGCAGACUUGAUACAAAAUAUUGUAUACUGGAUCACUCUGAAACUUUGCACACACACUGCUGCCAUCUGGUGGACAACAUAUCAAUUCAUCUAGAAUCCUACAUCACUGUCUGGUAUUUCUCUUGCAUUUCAAAGAUGAUGCAAAAAAAUUAAAAUAGAAAACGCAUGUUUUUUUGUUUGUAUUAUCUUUUACCAGAUCUAAUGUGUUAUAUUCUCCUACAUUGAUUUCACAUUUCCGCAAACUUCAAAGUGGUUCCUUUCAAAUGUAAUCAAGAAUAUGCAUAUCCUUGCUUCAGGUCCUGAGCUACAGGCAGUUAGAUUUGGGUAUGUCAUUUUAGGGGGGGGUAAAAAAAAAAAAAAAAAAAAAAAGGGUCCAAUCCUUAAGAGGGUAAAGGGUCUGUAAAUGUGAUAUUUCAGUUUUGUAUUUUUAUAAAUUUGCAAACAUUUAAAAAAAACCUGUUUUUGCUUUGUCAUUAUGGGUAUUGUGUGUAGAUUGAUGAUGGAAAAAAACGAUUUAAUCAAUUUUAGAAUAAGGCUGUAAAGUAACAAAAUGUGGAAAAAGUCAGGUGUCUGAAUACUUUCACAAUGCACUGUAUCUGACAUUGUAUUCCCAUUUGAACUUAGAUGUGCUUUUAAAUGUUUGAAAGCGCAGUGAUAGACAUUUGGGUGACAACUUAACCAACAAUAAGACAUUGUUUUUCCAUUGGAAUUUUGUUGUGCUUUUAGUUGGUUGAAAGCAUAGUGAUAACAUAUUGGAAAUUCAGCUAACUUUUGGCUGUCUUUUUGAGUGGGUGAAUACACUAAGUAUACCAAACAUUAGGAACACCUUCCUAAUAUUGAAUUGCAUACCCUGCCUUUUGCCCUCAGAACUGCCUCAAUUCGUCUGGGCAUGGACUCUACAAGGUUCUACAGGGAUGCUGGCUCCAAUGCUUCCCACAGUUGUGUCAAGUUAGCUGGAUGUCCUUUGGGUGGUGGAUCAUUCUUAAUACACACGGGAAACUGUUGAGCGUCCGAGUGGCGCAGCGGUCUAAGGCACUGCAUCUCAGUGCUUGAGUUGUCACUACAGACCCCCUGGUUCGAUUCCAGGCUGUAUCACAACCAGCCGUGAUUGGGAGUUCCAUAGGGCGGCGCACAAUUGGCCCAGCGUCGUCCGGGUUUGGCCGGUGUAGGCCGUCAUUGUAAAUAAGAAUUUGUUCUUAACUGACUUGCCUAGUUAAAUUAAACAUUUUUAAAAACAGCUGUUUUCAUAGCAAGUUUUAGCUAAAUCGUGUUAGCCGCUAACGCUAAUCACUAGAUAGCUGGCUAACUAGCUAGCUAAUAAUAAUAAUAAUAAUAUAAUAUAAUAAUAUGCCAUUUAGCAGACGCUUAAUAAAUGUACUGAGUCAGAGCAAACGUAGCUAGCUAAAACAGCCUAGUCUGUCUACUUGGCUGAGGCCAUAUGGUUGUUUUAGUCUCUACUUGGCUGAGGCCAUAUGGUUGUUUUAGUCUCUACUUGGCUGAGGCCAUGUGGUUGUUUUAUUUUGUCUACUUUGAGGCCAUAUGGUUGUUUUAUUCUGUCUACUUUGAGGCCAUAUGGUUGUUUUAUUCUGUCUAGGAGACUAUUCAGGAUUGAGGGAAAGAUGAAUAAAGAAAAGUACAGAGAGAUCCUUCAUGAAAACCUGCUUCAGAGCACACAGGACCUCAGACUGGGGCGAAGGUUCACUUUCCAACAGGACAACGACCUAAGCACACAGCCAAGACAACGCAGGAUUGGCUUCGGGACAAGUCUCUGAAUGUCCUUGAGUGGCCCAGCCAGAGCCCGAACGAACAUCUCUGGAGAGACCUGAAAAUAGGUGUGUAGCGAUUCUCCCCUACCAACCUGACAGAGCUUGAGAGGAUCUGCAGAGAAUAAUGGGAGAAACUCCCCAAAUACAGGUGUGCCAAGAUUGUUGCGUCAUACCCAAGAAGACUUGAAGCUGUAAAGGCUGCCAAAGGUGCUUCAACAAAAUACUGAGUAACUUCUACGGGAUCGGUGUCCCUUAUACGGACGGUUGUUACUCAAUAUGCGAAAUGUGACUAGAAUGGAGUUUUAGUCAACUUUCCAGGACAUAGACAUGUCUUAUAUGGGCAGAAAGCUUAAAUUAUUGUUAAUCUAACUACAGUGUCCAAUUUACAGUAGAUAUUACAGCUAAAAAAAAUACCUUGCUAUUGUUUGAGGAUAGUGCACAACAACUAAACACAUUUAUCAAGGCAACUGGUUUGAUACAUUCACCUCUAGAGGUAAAUAAUGUAUUUACAUUCAGUAAUCUUGCUCUGAUUUGUCAUCCUGAGGGUCCCAGAGAUCAAAUGUGGAGUAGUUUUGUUUGAAAAAUGAAUUUUUAUAUUCAAAUGUAGGAACUGGGAGAUACAGUUUGACCUCUGACUCCUCACCCACCCCGCCCGGCCAUCUAGAUGUGUGAAGGUUAGUGAAUUUUCUGUAGGGAAGCUAAUGAUACAUCAUUUAUGACAUUCCUGGGAGUGUGCAAACUUAAAUGUUGUAUUACCAUAGCAUUUUUGUAUGUUCUCUAUAGUUAUGUACUUGAAAACCAAUUCGGCACAUGUGGGAAAACUCCUGGCAGACUUGAUACAAAAUAUUGUAUACUGGAUCACUCUGAAACUUUGCACACACACUGCUGCCAUCUGGUGGACAACAUAUCAAUUCAUCUAGAAUCCUACAUCACUGUCUGGUAUUUCUCUUGCAUUUCAAAGAUGAUGCAAAAAAAUUAAAAUAGAAAACGCAUGUUUUUUUGUUUGUAUUAUCUUUUACCAGAUCUAAUGUGUUAUAUUCUCCUACAUUGAUUUCACAUUUCCGCAAACUUCAAAGUGGUUCCUUUCAAAUGUAAUCAAGAAUAUGCAUAUCCUUGCUUCAGGUCCUGAGCUACAGGCAGUUAGAUUUGGGUAUGUCAUUUUAGGGGGGGGUAAAAAAAAAAAAAAAAAAAAAAGGGUCCAAUCCUUAAGAGGGUAAAGGGUCUGUAAAUGUGAUAUUUCAGUUUUGUAUUUUUAUAAAUUUGCAAACAUUUAAAAAAACCUGUUUUUGCUUUGUCAUUAUGGGUAUUGUGUGUAGAUUGAUGAUGGAAAAAAACGAUUUAAUCAAUUUUAGAAUAAGGCUGUAACGUAACAAAAUGUGGAAAAAGUCAGGUGUCUGAAUACUUUCACAAUGCACUGUAUCUGACAUUGUAUUCCCAUUUGAACUUAGAUGUGCUUUUAAAUGUUUGAAAGCGCAGUGAUAGACAUUUGGGUGACAACUUAACCAACAAUAAGACAUUGUUUUUCCAUUGGAAUUUUGUUGUGCUUUUAGUUGGUUGAAAGCAUAGUGAUAACAUAUUGGAAAUUCAGCUAACUUUUGGCUGUCUUUUUGAGUGGGUGAAUACACUAAGUAUACCAAACAUUAGGAACACCUUCCUAAUAUUGAAUUGCAUACCCUGCCUUUUGCCCUCAGAACUGCCUCAAUUCGUCUGGGCAUGGACUCUACAAGGUUCUACAGGGAUGCUGGCUCCAAUGCUUCCCACAGUUGUGUCAAGUUAGCUGGAUGUCCUUUGGGUGGUGGAUCAUUCUUAAUACACACGGGAAACUGUUGAGCGUCUGAGUGGCGCAGCGGUCUAAGGCACUGCAUCUCAGUGCUUGAGUUGUCACUACAGACCCCCUGGUUCGAUUCCAGGCUGUAUCACAACCAGCCGUGAUUGGGAGUCCCAUAGGGCGGCGCACAAUUGGCCCAGCGUCGUCCGGGUUUGGCAGGUGUAGGCCGUCAUUGUAAAUAAGAGUUUGUUUUUAACUGACUUGCAUAGUUAAAUAAAGGUAAAAUACAUUUUAAAAAAUAACCCAGCAGCGUUGCAGUUCAUAACACACCUGGCAUCUACUACCAUACCCCGUUCAAAGGCACUUAAAUAUUUUGUCUUGACCCUUCACCCUCUGAAUGGAACACAUACACAAUCCAUGUCUCAAGGCUUAAAAAUCCUUCUUUAACCUGUCUCCUCCCCUUCAUCUAUACUGAAGUAGAUUUAACAAGUGGCAUCAAUAAAGGAUCAAUUAUGAUUCCAAGAUGGCAUAGCAGUGCGGUCGUAUAUUAUGUUGUGUCCUCGUGUAAAUAGCCUGUUUUUUUGUUUGUUUUUUGUCUUUUUUCGUAUAUAUUUCUCUAUCUCACUUUCCAUCAUUAACUAAAUAUACUUUCCUGCAACCCGCCUCACCCAAUGUGGAACAGAUUCUAUUAUUUCUUCAUACCUUUUAUCAAGAACCCACGGCUGAAACUAGCCAGCUAGCCAGCUAACUAGCCACUUGCUAUUAGCUAUUGCUAUUAGCCACUUUUAGUUGUUUUCACCACUGUCCGUGGCCUGCAAUACCUACCAGCCAGCUCUAGCCUGGACAAUUAUCGGCCAGUCUGCACAGCGUGCUAUCGACCCAGAGCAUUUCGGAUUUUCUGCCGGAAUCACUGAAUCACUGGACCUUAACACCGGAUCAUCACAACUAGCUAGCUGCAACCGAAUGGAUGCUGUUGUUGGCUAAUCACCACUAAUCACCACUUGUCUCAAAGCUAGCACCACUUAGCCUUGAGCUAGCCUCAAGCCAGGCCCAUCUCCAGGCUAUCCACCUCUCUGUCAACCGGACGGGACCUCCUAGUGUCGACACGGAGCCCCGCCGAUCCAUCAUGACUGGUCUGCUGACGUAAUCGUCUGAUGUGGUUUCAACAGGCUUCCCGUUGCGACGACCACAAAGAUCCUUCUGCUAGCCCCAGCCCGCUAGCACGCGCAAUCAACAGCCAUGCCUCCUGCUCGCCUGUGCUGUAGCAGCCUACGAACUGCUCCCGGACUUACCUAUUGCGGUUCACUGAACCUUAUGAUCACUCAGCUACACAUCUGAUGCCCGCUGGACUGUUCCUUUACACGGUACCCCAUCCUGUUUAUCUGUUUAGCCUCAGCCCAAACUUUCAUCGCCAUUACCAGUUGUUGUCUUAGCUCUCUCUAAUAACACCUGUGAUUGCUUUAUGCCUUUCUCCCAUGUCAAUAUGCCUUGCCUAUUGCUGUUCCACUUAGUUCUUAUUAUACAUUUCACUGUAGAGCCCAAAGUCCCUCUCAAACUGCCUCAAAUAGCUCCUUUGUUCCACCCCCCAUACACGCGGAGACCGGCUCAAUCGGUACCUCCAGUGAUCUCUUUCAUCGUUACCCAAUGCUUAGGUUUACCUCCACUGUACUCAUAUCCUUCCAUAUCCUUGUCUGUACAUAAUGCCCUGAAUCUAUUCUACAACGCCCGGAAAAUGCCCCGUUUAUUCUCUGUACCCAACGCACUAGAAGACCAGUUCUUAGCCUUUAGCCAUAUACUUAUUCUAUUCAAAUCAAAUCUUUUCAGUCUCCUGAGGGGGAAUAGGCUUUGUCGUGCCCUCUUCACGACUGUCUUGGUGUGUUUGGACCAUGAUAGUUCGUUGGUGAUGUGGACACCAAGGAACUUGAAGCUCUCAACCUGUUCCACUACAGCCCCGUCGAUGAGAAUGGGGGCGUGCUCAGUCCUUUUUUUUUUCCUGUAGUCCACAAUCAUCUCCUUUGUCUUGGUCACGUUGAGUUGGAGAUGGUUGUUGUCCUGGCACCACAUGGCCAGGUCUCUGACCUCCUCCCUAUAGGCUGUCGUAUCGUUGUCGGUGAUCAGGCCUACCACUGUUGUGUCGUCGGCAAACUUAAUGAUGGUGUUGGAGUUGUGCCUGGCCAUGCAGUCAUGGGUGAACAGGGAGUACAGGAGGGGACUGAGCACGCACCCCUGAGGGGCCCCCGUGUUGAGGAUCAGUGUGGCAGAUGUGUUGUUACCUACCCUUACCACCUGGGGGCGGCCCGUCAGGAAGUCCAGGAUCCAGUUGCAGAGGGAGGUGUUUAGUCCCAGGAUCCUUAGCUUAGUGAUGAGCUUAGAGGGCACUAUGGUGUUGAAUGCUGAGCUGUAGUCAAUGAAUAGCAUUCUCACGUAGGUGUUCCUCUUGUCCAGGUGGGAAAGGGCAGUGUGGAGUGCAAUAGAGAUUGCAUCAUCUGUGGAUCUGUUGGGGCGGUAUGCAAAUUGGAGUGGGUCUAGGGUUUCUGGGAUAAUGCUGUUGAUGUGAGCCAUGACCAGCCUUUCAAAGCACUUCAUGGCUACAGACGUCAGUGCUAUGGGUCGGUAGUCAUUUAGGCAGGUUAUCUUAGAGUCCUUGGGCACGGGGACUAUGGUGGUCUGCUUGAAACAUGUUGGUAUUACAGACUCAGUCAGGGACAUGUUGAAAAUGUCAGUGAAGACACUUGCCAGUUGGUCAGCACAUGCUAGGAGUACACAUCCUGGUAAUCCGUCUGGCCCUGCGGCCUUGCUUAAAAGUCUUACUCACAUCGGCUACGGAGAGCGUGAUCACAUAGUCAUCCGGAACAGCUGGUGCUCUCAUGCAUCCUCCUCUGUUCCUCUGGUGAUGUAGAGGUUAACCCAGGCCCUGUAGCCCCCAGGUGCUAUCAUUUGUUGACUUCUGUAACAGUAAAAGCCUUGGUUUCUUGCAUGUUAACAUCAGAAGCCUCCUCCCCAAGUUUGAGUUAUUCACUGCGUUACCACACUCUGCCAACCCAGAUGUUCUAGCAGUGUCUGAAUCCUGGCUUAGUAGGAUAGUCAGUUUUACAAGGGCAUGUCUGGCAGCAUGAGUGAAGGAGGCUUUGUUGCGAAAUAGGAAGCCGAUUCUAGAUUUAACUUUGGAUUGGAGAUUCUUAAUGUGAGUCUGGAAGGAGAGUUUACGGUCUAACCAGACACCUAGGUAUUUGUAGUUGUCCACAUACUGUAGGUCAGACCCACCGAGAGUAGUGACUCUAGUCGGGUAUGCGGGUGCCAGCAGCGUUCGAUUGAAGAGCAUGCAUUUAGUUUUACUAGUGUUUAAGAGCAGUUGGAGGCUACGGAAGAAGUGUUGUAUGGCAUUGAAGCUCUUUUGGAGGUUUGUUAACACAGUGUCCAAUGAAGGGCCAGAUGUAUACAAAAUGGUGUCGUCUGCGUAGAGGUGGAUCUGAGAGUCACCAGCAGCAAGAGCGACAUCAUUGAUAUACACAGAGAAAAGAGUCGGCCCAAGAAUUGAACCCUGUGGCAUCCCCAUAGAGACUGCCAGAGGUCCAGACAACAGGCCCUCCGAUUUGACACAUUGAACUCUAUCUGAGAAGUAGUUGGUGAACCAGGCGAGGCAGUCAUUUGAGAAACCAAGGCUAUUUAGUCUGCCAAUAAGAAUGCGGUGGUUGACAGAGUCAAAAGCCUUGGCCAGGUCGAUGAAGACGGCUGCACAGUACUGUCUAUUAUCGAUCGCAGUUAUAAUAUCGUUUAGGACCUUGAGCGUGGCUGAGGUGCACCCAUGACGGUGAUCUGUUUGUUAACUUGGCUUUCAAAAACUUUCGAAAGGCAGGGCAGGAUGGAUAUAGGUCUGUAACAGUUUGGAUCUAGAGUGUCACCCCCUUUGAAGAGGGGGAUGACCCCGGCAGCUUUCCAAUCUCUGGGGAUCUCAGACGUUACAAAAGAGAGGUUGAACAGGCUAGUAAUAAGGGUUGCGACAAUUUCGGCGGCUAAUUUUUAGAAAGAAAGGGUCCAGAUUGUCUAGCCCAGAUGAUUUGUAUGGGUCCCAGUGGCGGCUCCUGAAAAAAUUCUCAGGAGGGGCAAUUUUUCUGAUGAUUUAGGUGACCUACACACAUUUAAAAAAAGAUAUGUCCAGCAACAACAUGAAGACAGGGGCAGCAUAUAAGUCAAUACCAGAAGCAUUUAUUGACUGAUCUCAAAAGUGUUGGCUUACCAGGGUUGGUGGAGCCCUCAGUUUCAUCUUUGCCUCGCAAAGCUAACUCAAACACUCCGCAAAACUUCACACACUGGAUUAGCCGGCUGAGGAUGUGGCGGUUCUUGCUAAUGUCGUAGUAAAUAUAUUUGUUAUAGUGAAUAUGGAAUAUGAUAUGUUGAGUAAAAUGUUGUGCUAAGAUCUAUUUAGGUCAGGAGCUGGUUAUAAGUUCUGUUCCUAUCCAAUAACAAUGGACAAAAGGGUCCUAUCUUGUCAGCCUUGUCAGCAGGUGGCCAAGGACAACACCCACGCCAUAGGCCUCUCAGUUCUUCCAACUCACGAGUUCUUGCUCUGAGGACACACACACACACAAACACACACACACACACACAUCAUCACUGUUAAACACACACACACACACAUCAUCACUGUUAAACACACACACACACACACACACACAAAAAUCCCCUCUCUUAGGCUGAACAUUUGAAGACAGAGAACCCGACUCAGAGCCAAUGCAACAGUGACAGUAGCCUGCAGGGGACCUCGCCCAACUCAUCAGGACCAAUCAGAAGAUCAGAACUACUAGAUUGAACCUACUUCAUUUAUUGCAUAAAAUGUCUGCACACAAUGUUUCGGGGCUCACUUCAGAUAAUAAUAAUAAUAAUAAUAAUAAUAAUAAUAAUAAUAUGCCAUUUAGCAGACGCUUUUAUCCAAAGCGACUUACAGUCAUGCGUGCAUACAUUUUUGUGUAUGGGUGGUCCCGGGGAUCGAACCCACUACCUUGGCGUUACAAGCACCAUGCUCUACCAGCUGAGCUACAGAAAGUGGAUACUCAUGGAUGCGCAUUGCAAUUGUAAAAUGUCAACACAAUUGGAGACACCACGUCAUUUUUGGAGACAUGUUAUUGACAGUAAACUAUUGUAGAUGCGACUGCUAACUAAAUAAAACAUUUUAGCUGGCUAGCUAAUCAUCUUAGCUAAAUGUGGGGCAAACAAUUCAGUUAUUUACCGUUAAUUUGAGGGAUUGGGGUGAAAGAAAUCGAGUUACAUAGUGAUACUUUACGAUAUACUGUAUUGACAAUAUCGCAAUAUUUUAGCGCUAGUUGGCUGUACCUGCACCAAAACACCAUUAUUGUUCCUUCAUAGCUUGUUCUCAAUCUUUUCACAUUGGGAGCAAAUUUGUUUUCAGCACUUUUAUUUCCAUGACUGAUCAAAACUCGUUCUCAUGGCUUUCUGAUCCCUCUGCAACAGACAUAUGGUGCGCAAUAAAAUCACAGUAUCGAAUCGCAAUACGUAUAGAAUCAUGAGACUCGCAAUGCUGAUGCAUAUAUCUUAUCGUGAGGUUCCUGGCAAUUCCCAGCCCAAGUUCAUUUGCCACAACAAAUCUCUUCGCUAGCAAACGCGAUGUCUUCUCCAAAACGGCAAUGUGUCUCCAGCAAUGUUUACUUUUUUGACGUUCUAUGGCAUCUCCACUUUCCAAGCAUAUAUGACCACAUGUAAUAUUUUGGUAAGUGAUGCAAAUAGUGAACUAUGUAGGGCCAGGAUGUAAAAUAUAUGUAGCUGCAGCAAUUUCUCUUAUCUGAUAUGGUAAGUAAUGGGGCUUAAUUUAUAGCUCCCUAAGAGUUUGACGAACGGGUCCGUGAACGCGAUUCCAGAUAUAUUUACCUCUGAAUAAACUGCCUUUAUUACACCAUAUCCACAUCCAGUAAACUUGUGAUUAUCAACACUAACCUCAUCGUUGUGGCGGCGGACAGCUAGCCUGUAUCCCUCGUCAUCCAGUUGAGUGAGUGGCAAUGUCUUUUUUCGUUCGUACCAAUUUUUGGAAAAUCCUCGGGUGUAGGACUUUCCGCCUUUAGUAGAAACCUGUUGAAUUAUUAAAUUUGGUCUGGGAGGUCCUAAUUGUUUCGUUGCCAAUUUAUCUCCAUUUGUUCGCCGACAAAAAGGAACUUCUUUCAAACAAUCCACUCUUUUCUCAGUUACGUUCAUGGUUACGUAACGUAUGACGAAAGCGCGUAAGUGCAAGCCCACAGACACCCAUUGAGAUUGUAUUGAAGGCUCUGAAAUUUGAAAAAAAUAGAUUUUACAUGGGAGUCUAUUACAGACUUCUGGGCGAUUUUCAACCUGACUGAAAUCGCCCCAAAAGGGGGGGGAGCCAUUUGAAGCACGACUUUAGCCUGAUUCGACAUUUAGUGGCAGUGUGGCACUGUGGCAGAUCAGACGUAUAGAUUACAACACUGAUAACUACUGUUGCCGUGAUAUAAUUGAUUAGAAAAAAAAUCCCUUCCUUUUCCCGUUUGGCAGUGCGUCGCCCAUAUCGCCCUAUUGAACAGGCCGCCCCUGAUGGGUCCAGAUUUUGCAACUCUUUCAGAACAUCAGUGGUCUGAAUUUGUGUAAAGGAGAAGCUGGGGGGGGCAUGGGCAAGUUGCAGCGGAGGGUGCAGAGAUGGUAGCCGGGGUUGUGGUAGUGUUAGAAAUUGAAAUACGGUGGGAUUCGAAAUGGUCGGUGAUCUGUUUGUUAACUUGGCUUUCAAAUACUUUCAAAAGGCAGGGCAGGAUGGAUAUAGGUGGGUGCAUAGCUGGUGGCCGGGGUAGUGGUAGCCAGGUGGGACGCAUGGCCAGCCGUAGCAAAAUGAUUGUUGAAAUUCUCGAUUAUUGUUGCUUUAUCGGUGGUGAUAGUGUUUCCUAGCCUCAGUGCAGUGGGCAGCUGAGAGGAGGUGCUCUCAUUCUCCAUGGACUUUACAGUGUCCCAAAACCUUUUGGAGUUAGUGCUACAGGAUGCAAAUUUCUGUUUGAAAAAGCUAGCCUUUGCUUUCCUAACUGCUUGUGUAUAUUGGUUCCUAACUUCCCUGAAAAGUUGCAUAUCGCGGGGGCUAUUCGAUGCUAAUGCAGUACGCCACAGGAUGUUUUUGUGCUGGUCAAGGGCAGUCAAAUCUGGGGAGAACCAGGUGCUAUAUCUGUUCUUAGUACUGCAUUUUUUGAAUGGGGCAUGUUUAUUUAAGAUUGAGAGGAAAGCACUUUUAAAGAACAACCAGGCAUCCUUUACUGACGGAAUGAGAUCGAUAUCCAUCCAGGAUACCUGGGCCAGGUCAAUUAGGAAGGCCUGCUCGCUAAAGUGUUUUAGGGAGCAUUUGACAGUGAUGAGGGGUGGUCGUUUGACCGCGGACCUGUUUACGGACGCAGGCAAUAAGGCAGUGAUCGCUGAGAUCCUGGUUGAAGACAGCGGAGGUGUAUUUAGAGGGUAAGUUAGUCAGGAUAAUAUCUAUGAGGGUGCCCAUGUUUACGGAUUUAGGGUUGUACCUGGUAGGUUCCUUAAAUAUUUGUGUGAGAUUGAGGGCAUCUAGUUUGGAUUGUAGGAUGGCCGGGGUGUUAAGCAUAUCCCAGUUUAGGUCACCAAGCAGUACGAACUCUGAGGAUAGAUGGGGGGCAAUCAAUUCAUAUAUGGUGUACAGGGCACAGCUGGGGGCUGAGGGGGGGCUGUAGCAAGUGGCAACAGUGAGAGACUUAUUUCUGGAAAGGUGGAUUUUUAGAAGUAGGAGCUCAAACUGUUUGGGCACAGACCUGGAUAGUAUGAUAGAGCUCUGCCUUCCUAAGACAGGAUUCAGACACUUCUAGAACAUCAGGGUUGGCGGAGUGUGCUAACGCAGUGAAUAACUCAAACUUAGGGAGGAGGCUUCUGAUGUUAACAUGCAAAAAACCAAGGCUUUUAUGGUUACAGAAGUCAACAAAUGAUAGUUCCUGGGGAGUAGGAGUGAUACUGAGGGCUGCAGGGCCUGGGUUAACCUCUGCAUCACCAGAGGAAUAGAGGAGGACUAGAAUAAGGAUACGGCUAAAGGCUUUAAGAACUGGUCUUCUAGUGCGUUUGGUACAGAGAAAAGGGGCAGAUUUCCGGGCGUUGUAGAAUAGAUUCAGGGCAUUAUGUACAGACAAGGAUACAUUGGAGGUAAAUCUAAGCGUUGGGUAACAAUGAAAGAGAUAGUAUCACUGGAGGUAACCGAUUGAGCCGGUCUCCGCGUGUAUGGGGGUGGAACAAAGGAGCUAUUUGAGGCAGUUUGAGAGGGACUUUGGGCUCUACAGUGAAAUGUAUAAUAAGAACUAAGUGGAACAGCAAUAGGCAAGGCAUAUUGACAUGGGAGAGAGGCAUAAAGCAAUCACAGGUGUUAUUCGAGAAAGCUAAGACAACAACUGGUAAUGGCGAUGAAAGUUUGGGCUGAGGCUAAAUAGAUAAACAGGACAGAUAAACAGGAUAGGGUACCGUUUAAAGGAACAGUCCAGCAGGCAUCAGCUGUUCAGCUGAGUGAUCAUAAGGUCCAGUGAACAACAAUAUGUGAGUCCGGGAGCAGUUCGAAUUGGUGCUACAGCACAGGCGAGCAGGAAGCACAGCUGUUGUUUGCGUGUGCUAGCGGGCCGUGGCUAGCAGAUGGAUCUUCAUGGUCGUCGCAACGGGAAGACUGUUGAAACCACAGACGAUUACGUCGGUAGACCAGUCGUGAUGGAUCGGCGGGGCUCCGUGUCGACACUAGGAGGUCCCGUCCGGUUGACAGAGAGGUAGAUAGCCGGGAGAUGGGCCUGACUCGAGGCUAGCUCAAGGCUGAUUAGCCAACAACUACAUCCAUUUGGUUGCAGCUAGCUAGUUGCGAUGAUCCAGUGUUAAAGGUCCAGUGAUUCAGUGAUUCCGGCAGAAAAUCUGAUAUGUUCUGGGUCGAUAACGCGCUGUGCAGACAGUGCAGACUGGCCGAUAAUAGUCCAGGCUAGAGCUGGCUGGUAGAUAGUGCAGGCCACGGACAAUGGUGAAAAACCGCUAACGGAGGCUAAUAGCAGGUAGCUAGUUAGCUGGCUACUCCGGUCCGGUAGACAGAGAGGUAGAUAGCCGGGAUAUGGGCCUGGCUCAAGGCUAGCUCAAGGCUAACUGGUGCUUGCUUCAGGGGCAGUGGUGAUUAGCCAACAGCAACAUCCAUUCGACAUCCAUUCGGUUGCGGCUAGCUAGUUGCGAUCCGGUUUUAAGGUCCAGUGAUUCAGUUAUUCCGGCAGAAAAUCUGAUGUUCUGGGUGAAAACCGCAAACGGUGGCUAAUAGCAAGUAGCUAGUUAGCUGGCUAGCUAGUUUCAACUGGAGAUUCUAGAUAAAAGUUAAGUAAAUAAUAGAGUCCGUUCCACAUUGAGCGAGGCGGGUUGCAGGAAAGUAUAUUUAGAAGAAGGAUGAAAAGUGUGAUAUGGAAAUAUAUACGAAAAAGACAAAAAAAUAAAAAAUAAAUAGGCUAUUUACACUGACACACAACAGAGUACACGACCACACUGCUACGCCAUCUUGGAUAGUGGUAAAGUAUUGUUCUAGGUUAGUUGUAGUUCCACAUACAGGGUAACUAUAGCUCCACAUACAGGUUAUAUAUAGGUACAGGUUAGGUACACUUCCACAUACAGGUUAGUUAUAGAUACAGGUUAGGUAUAGCUCCACAUACAGGAUAAGUAUAGUUCUAGGUUAGUUAGGUAUUGUUCCAAAUACAGGUUAGGUAUCGUUCCAGGUUAGAUAUAGUUCCACAUAAGGGUUAAGUACAGUUCCACAUACAGGGUAAGUAUAGCUGCGCAUACAGGUUAGGAAUAGAUACAGGUUAGGAAUAGAUACAGGUUAGGAAUAGAUACAGGUUAGGUAUAGAUAAAGGUUAGGAAUAGAUACAGGUUAGGAAUAGAUACAGGUUAGGAAUAGAUACAGGUUAGGUAUAGACACAGGUUAGGAAUAGAUACAGGUUAGGAAUAGAUACAGGUUAGGUAUAGAUACAGGUUAGGAAUAGAUACAGGUUAGGAAUAGAUACAUGUUAGGAAUAGAUACAGGUUAGGAAUAGAUACAGGUUAGGAAUAGAUACAGGUUAGGAAUAGAUACAGGUUAGGAAUAGAUACAGGUUAGGAAUAGAUACAGGUUAGGAAUAGAUACAGGUUAGGUAUAGACACAGGUUAGGUAUAGAUACAGGUUAGGUAUAGAUACAGGUUAGGUAUAGAUACAGGUUAGGAAUAGAUACAGGUUAGGAAUAGAUACAGGUUAGGAAUAGAUACAGGUUAGGAAUAGAUACAGGUUAGUAUAGAUACAGGUUAGGUAUAGAUAUAGGUUUAGGAAUAGAUACAGGUUAGGAAUAGAUACAGGUUAGGAAUAGAUACAGGUUAGGUAUAGAUACAGGUUAGGUAUAGAUACAGGUUAGGAAUAGAUACAGGUUAGGAAUAGAUACAGGUUAGGUAUAGAUACAGGUUAGGUAUAGAUACAGGUUAGGAAUAGAUACAGGUUAGGAAUAGAUACAGGUUAGGAAUAGAUACAGGUUAGGUAUAGAUACAGGUUAGGUAUUGAUACAGGUUAGGUAUAGAUAUAGGUUAGGUAUAGAUACAGGUUAGGUAUAGAUACAGGAUAGGCAUAGAUAGAGGUUAGGCAUAGAUACAGGUUAGGUAUAGAUACAGGUUAGGAAUAGAUACAGGUUAGGUAUAGAUACAGGUUAGGAUAGAUACAGGUUGGAAUGAUACAGAUUAGGUAUAGAUACAGGUUAGGUAUAGAUACAGGUUUAGGUAUAGACACAGGUUAGUUAUAGCUACAGGUUAGGAAUAGUUACAGGUUAGGAAUAGAUACAGGUUAGGAAUAGAUACAGGUUAGGUAUAAUAACAGGUAGGAUAAAAACAGGUUAGGAAUAGAUACAGGUUAGGUAUAGAUACAGGUUAGGAAUAGAUACAGGUUAGGUAUAGAUACAGGUUAGGAAUAGAUACAGGUUAGGAAUAGAUGCAAGUUAGGUAUAGAUACAGGUUAGGAAUAGAUACAGGUUAGGAAUAGAUACAGGUUAGGAAUAGAUACAGGUUAGGUAUAGACACAGGUUAGGUAUAGAUACAGGUUAGGUAUAGAUACAGGUUAGGUAUAGAUACAGGUUAGGUAUAGAUAAACCGGUUAGGUAUAGAUACAGGUUAGGUAUAGAUACAGGUUAGGAUAGAUACAGGUUAGGAAUAGAUACAGGUUAGGAAUAGAUAAGGUUAGGAAUAGAGAUCCAGGUUAGUAUAGAUACAGGUUAGGAAUGAUACAGGUUAGGUAUAGAUACAUGUUAGGAAUAGAUACAGGUUAGGAAUAGAUACAGGUUAGGUAUAGAUACAGGUUAGGUAUAGAUACAGGUUAGGAUAGAUACAGGUUAGGAUAUAGAUACAGGUUUAGGAAUAGAUACAGGUUAGGUAUAGAUACAGGUUAGGUAUAGAUACAGGUUAGGUAUAGAUACAGGUUAGGAAUAGAUACAGGUGAGGCAUAGAUACAGGUUAGGUAUAGAUACAGGUUAGGAAUAUAUACAGGUUAGGUAUCGAUACAGGUUAGGAAUAGAUACAGGUUAGGAAUAGAUACAGGUUAAGAAUAGAUACAGGUUAGGAAUAGAUACAGGUUAGGAAUAGAUACAGGUUAGGUAUAGAUACAGGUUAGGUAUAGAUACAGGUUAGGUAUAGAUACAGGUUAGGAAUAGAUACAGGUUAGGAAUAGAUACAGGUUAGGAAUAGAUACAGGUUAGGUAUAGAUACAGGUUAGGAAUAGAUACAGGUUAGGAAUAGAUACAGGUUAAGAAUAGAUACAGGUUAGGUAUAGAUACAGGUUAGGCAUAGUUCCAUAUACAGGUUAGGUAUAGAUACAGGUUAGGAAUAGAUACAGGUUAGGUAUAGUUCCACAUACAGGUUGGGUAAGUCCCCUGUAGCUCAGUUGGUAGAGCAUGGCGCUUGCAACGCCAGGGUUGUGGGUUCGUUUCCCACGGGGGGCCAGUAUGAAAAAUGUAUGCACUCACUAACUGUAAGUCGCUCUGGAUAAGAGUGUCUGCUAAAAUGACAAAAAAAAAAAAGUACAGUUCCUCAUAGAUGUUAGGUACAGUUCCACACAAAGGUUAGGUACAGUUCCUCAUACAUGUUAGGUACAGUUCCACACAAAGGUUAGGUACAGUUCCUCAUAGAUGUUAGGUACUGUUCCACACAAAGGUUAGGUACAGUUCCUCAUAGAUGUUAGGUACUGUUCCACACAAAGGUUAGGUACAGUUCCUCAUACAUGUUAGGUACUGUUCCACACAAAGGUUAGGUACAGUUCCACACAAAGGUUAGGUACAGUUCCUCAUAGAUGUUAGGUACUGUUCCACACAAAGGUUAGGUACAGUUCCUCAUAGAUGUUAGGUACUGUUCCACACAAAGGUUAGGUACAGUUCCUCAUACAUGUUAGGUACAGUUCCACACAAAGGUUAGGUACAGUUCCUCAUACAUGUUAGGUACAGUUCCACACAAAGGUUAGGUACAGUUCCUCAUACAUGUUAGGUACAGUUCCACACAAAGGUUAGGUACAGUUCCACACAAAGGUUAGGUACAGUUCCUCAUACAUGUUAGAUACAGUUCCAUAUACAGGUUAGGUAUCGUUCCAUAUACAGGUUAGGUAUCGUUCCAUAAACAGGUUAGGUAUCGUUCCAUAUACAGGUUAGGUAUCGUUCCAUAUACAGGUUAGGUAUCGUUCCAUAUACAGGUUAGGUAUAGUUCCUCAUACAGGUUAGGUAUCGUUCCAUAUACAGGUUAGGUAUCGUUUCAUAUACAGGUUAGGUAUAGUUCCAUAUACAGGUUAGGUAUCGUUCCAUAUACAGGUUAGGUAUAGUUCCAUAUACAGGUUAUGUUUAGUUCCAUAUACAGGUUAGGUAUCGUUCCAUAUACAGGUUAGGUAUCGUUCCAUAUACAGGUUAGGUAUAGUUCCAUAUACAGGUUAGGUAUAGUUCCAUAUACAGGUUAGGUAUAGUUCCAUAUACAGGUUAGGUAUCGUUCCAUAUACAGGUUAGGUAUCGUUCCAUAUACAGGUUAGGUAUCGUUCCAUAUACAGGUUAGGUAUAGUUCCAUAUACAGGUUAGGUAUCGUUCCAUAUACAGGUUAGGUAUCGUUCCAUAUACAGGUUAGGUAUAGUUCCAUAUACAGGUUAGGUAUCGUUCCAUAUACAGGUUAGGUAUCGUUCCAUAUACAGGUUAGGUAUCGUUCCAUAUACAGGUUAGGUAUUUGUAUUUGUAUUUAUCAUGGAUCUCCUUUAGCUGCUGCCAAGGCAGUAUUUACUCUUCCUGGGGUCCAGCAAAAUUAAGACAGUUAUACAUUUUAAAAACCUUACAAUACAUUCAUAACAGAUUUCACAACAUAUUAAGUGUGUGCCCUCAGGCCUCUACUCUACUACCACAUAUCUAUAACACAAAAUCCAUGUGUACAUGUGUGUAUAGUGCGUAUGUUAUCGUGUGGUUGUAUGCAUGUGUCUAUGUUUGUGUUGCUUCACAGUCCCCGCUGGUCCAUAAGGUGUAUUUUUAUCUGUUUUCUCUGUUGUCUAUAGGCCGUCUAUAGGCCGCUCCGAGUUCAACGAUGUGCCCCACUUGACCGUAGCUCGCUCGGUCUGACCGCAGUGACUGUGUCUGUGUGUGUCUGUGUGUGUCUGUGUGUGUCUGUGUGUGUCUGUGUGUGUCUGUGUGUGUCUGUGUGUAUGAGAGUAAAACUGUCCAACAGGGGGGCAGAGCAGGCAGCCCCUGUGGAGGCAGGCCACUCUCUCCCCCCUUUCUUUUGGCCUGCUGUCCCUCUGGAGUUCCAAGUCGGUAAGCUGUACUCUCAGGCCCAUGGGAGAUGUCUUUUGAACAGGCAGGGAGUGCAUAAUUAGAGAUAUGGAGCUCCAGAGGUCACAAGGUCAAUGUGGGCCUGCAUGGAAGUCAGCAGGGCCACAAGGGUGCAACAGCUUUAACAGAAUCAAACAAAAAAAAAGUGCCCUAAAGGUUAUUCUAGCUGCGUGCAGCGGUUCAUUCAGUCUGACCCAUCCGAGUUGUUCCCCCACAGGAUAACAUGGGUAUACAUGUAAUGCUCUAACUCUGCUCCUGUUUAUGCAAUUAGCAAAAUUCCUUCUGCCACAUGUUCAGGGUCACCUGUAGCUCUACAGAUAUCAAUAUGAAUACAGUACAUGGUCCCCUUCAUAUCUUAAACGGGAAGUUUUAACAAUAAAUAUUAUGUCAAAUUCCAUUGUAACUAAUUGCCAUGGGAAAGCAGUCAAGUCAGCCAUCCCAUUGAUAAAUUCAUCAAAAACAGUCAAAGGACAGAACAUUUGAAAUGUAUUUCUACAGUAGAGUAUCCCAGUAGUGGACUUUAUUAGUUAAAGCCAUAGUGUACAUUUUUUGUAACAGGUAUGGAAUUGACUGAAUGAUUAAUUGAUUUAAUGGUAAAAGACUGAAUUUGAAUAUGUUUGACUGUGAGCUGACAGCAAGGGAGGAGUUGGAGGUGUGUUUUAGUGGGAGGAGUGUGUUGUGGAAAUAGAAUGUAUUUGACUAGAGGCUGACAGCAUGGGAGGAGUUGGAGGGAGUGGUCUCAGAUGUGUUUAUAAGCAGCAACUAAGCAGCCUGGAGCAUUGUACUUCCUGGAUAGCUGAAGUGAUUGUGUAAAGGUUUUUAUUUACUGUUAUUUCACUUUUCAAUAAUAUAGAUGGCUCCAGUGCGUUCUCUAUUUUGUUCAUGUCCACUUUGCUUUAAGGUUGUGGUUGGCUUCAGUCAGCACCUUAGGCAAGUACACAACGUUCGGAACACUGAGGAGAGGAUUCUCCUUUGUAAUUGGCAGUGGGGCCGUGUCAAUAUCAGGCAGGAGCGGUGUCCAGUGACAGGAUGCUCCACCCAUGUCAGCAGGCUGGACCGGCAUAUGGACUCCCAUACAGAGCUCAACAGAGCACAGAGGAGACGGGCUUUAGAGGAGGUGAAGAGACGUCUGACAAUGGAGAGGCUGGCGGCAUUGAGGGCGUCGAUCCCUGCCAUCCCAGUGGCCACCGAUUUUGAUAUUGUGGAGACUGCGAGGCAAGAAGAAGAGGAGGAUAACUUUUUAGAUACUUUUGCAGAGGAAGAGGAGGAAGAGGGCUGCACUAAUAAUUACUGCCACUGCCAAGCACCACUGUUGAGGCUGCAGAAGCUGUGAAAAGAGAGGGUAGGCCCUGACCAAAAUAGAACAUUUUCAGCUGGCUAGCUAAUCAUCUUAGCUAAAUGUGUGGGCCAACCAUUCAGUUCUUUACCUUAAUUUGAGGGAUUUGGGUGAAAGAAAAUCGAGUUACAAUGAUACUUCGGAUAUACUGUAUUGACAAUAUCGCAAUAUUAAUCUCUAUUUUGCUGUACCUGCACCAAACUAACCAUUAUUGUUUCCUCAUAGCUUGUUCUCAAUCUUUCACAUUGGGAGCAAAGUAUUUUCAGCACUUUUAUUUCCAUUACUUAUCAAAACUCGUUCUCAUGGCUUUCUGAUCCUCUGCAACAGACUAUGGUGCGCAACUAAGAUCACAUAUCGAAUCUCAAUACGUAUAUAAUCAUGAGAACCGCAAGCUUAUGCAUUAUCUAUCGCGUGAGUUCCUGGCAAUUCCCAGCCCAAGUCCUUUGCCACAAACAAAAUCUCUUCGCUAGCAACGCGAUGUCUUCCCAAAACGGCAAGUGUCUCCAGCAAUGUUUAUCUUAUUUGCUUUCUAUGGCAGCUCCCACUUUCAAGCAUAUAUGACCACAUGUAAUAUUUGGUAAGGCUGCAAUCGUGAACUAUGUAGGGCCAGGAAUGUACAAAUAAUGUAGCUGCAGCAAUUUCUCUUAUUUGAUAUGGAAGUAAUGGGGGCUUAAUUUAUAGCUCCUAAGAGUUUUGGACGAACGUUUCCCGUGAACGCGAUUUCCAGAUCUAUUUAACCUCUGAAUAAACGGAACUGCCUUAUUACACCAUAUCCACAUCCAGUAAACUUGUGAUCAUCAACACCUAACUCAUCGAUGUGGCGGCGUACAGCUAGCCUUUAUCCCAUCCCUCGUCAUCCAGUUUGAGUCGAUGCAAUUCUUUUUUCGUUCGGGACCACAUUUUUGAAAAUCCUCGGUGGUAGGACUUUCCGCCUUUAUUAGAAACCUUUGAAUUAUUAAAUUGGUCUGGGAUGUCCCUAAUUUUUUUUUUCGUUGCCAAUUAUCUCCAUUUGUUCGCCGACAAAAGAACUUCUUUUCAAACAAAUUCCCCUCUUUUCGUCAGUUACUUUCAUGGUUACGUUACACGUAUGAACGAAAGCCGCGUAAGUGCAAGCCCACGCACCCAUUGGAGGAGAUUGUAUUGAAGGCUCUGAAAUUUUAAAAAAAAUAGAUUUACAGGGGAGUCUAUUCAGACUUCUGGGCGGAUUUUUUCAACCUGACUGAAAUCGCCCCAAAAGGGGGGGGAUCAUUUGAAGCACGACUUUAGAGCCUGAUUCGACAUUUAGUUGCAGUGUGCACUGUUGCAGUCAGACGUAGAGAUUACAACACUGAUAACUAACUGUGCCGUGAUAUAAUUUGAUUAUAAAAAAAAUCCCUUCCUUUCAUCCCGUUUGGCAGUGAGUGCGUCCCCAUAAAUCGCCCUAUUGCAGCCAGAUGCGCGCCCCUGAAUGGGUUCCCAGAGUUGCAACUCUUCCAGAACACUCAGUGGUCUGAAUGUGUGUAAAGGAGAAGCUGGGGGGGCAAUUGGCAAGCUGCAAAGCGGAGGGUGCAGAGAUGGUAGCCUGGUUGUGGUAAGUGUUAGAAAUUUGAAAUAACGGUGGGAUUCGAAAUGGUCCGGUGAUCUGUUUGUUAACUUGCUUUCAAAUACUUUCAAAAGGCCAGGGCAGCUUAUAUAGGUGGGUGCCAUAGCUGUGGCCGGGGUAGUGUGCCAGUGUGGGACGCAUGGCCAGCCUUAAGCAAAAUGAUUGUUUGAAAUUCUAUUCUCGAUUAUUGUCUUUAAUCCGUGUGAUAGUUUUCCUAGCCCCCUCAGUGCAUGGGGCAAGCUGAGAGGAGGUUGCUCUUCAUUCUCCAUGGACUUUUACGUGUCCCAAAACCUUUUUGUAGUAGUGCUACGUAUGCAAAGUUCUGUUUGAAAAAGCUAGCCUUUGCUUUCCUAACUGCUUGGUAUAUUGGUUCCCCCCCCCCUAAAAAACUUCCCGAAAAGUUGCAUAUCGUAGGGGGCUAUUCUAUGCUAAUGCAGUACGCCCACAGAUGUUUUUUGUGCUGGAUCAGGGCGUCAAAUCUGGGGAGAACCAGGUGCUAGAUCUGUUCUUAGUACGGCAUUUUUUUGAACUGGGGCCAUUAUUUAAGAUUGAGAGGAAAAGCACUUUUUAAAGAACAACCAGGCAUCCUGUUACUGACGAAUGAGAAUCGAUAUCCAUCCAGGAUACUGGGCCAGGUCAAUUAAGGAAUGCCUGCUCGCUAAAAGUGUUUUGAGGGAGCUUGACAGUGAUGAGGGGUUGUCGUUUGACCGCGGACCGGUUUACGACGCAGCAUAAGGCAUUGAUCGCUGAGAUCCUUGUUGAAGACCAGCGGGAGGUGUAGUUUAUAUGGGUAAUGUUAGUCGGAAAAUAUCUAUGAGGUGCCCAUGUUUUACGGAUUUGGGGUUGUACCUGGUAGGUUCCAUUACAUAUUUGUGUGAGAUUGAGGGCAUCUAUUUUGGAUUGUAGGAUGGCCGGGGUGUUUAAGCAUAUCCCAGUUUAGGUCACCACGCAGUACAACUCUGAGGAUAGAUGGGGGCACCGGUCAAUUCAAUAUGGUGUACAGGGCACAGUGGGGCUGAGGGGGGGCUGUAGCACAAGAGUGGCAACAGUGAGGAGCUAUUUCUGGAAAGGGGGAUUUUAAAGUAGGACUCAAACUGUUUGGGGCACGACCUGGAUAGUAUGAAGACCCUGCCUUCCUAAUACCGGAUUCAGACCGUCUCGAACAUCAGGGUUGGCGGAGUGUGGCUAACGCAGUGAAUAACUCAAAACUUAGGGAGGAGGCUCGGAUUUUAACAUGCAAAAAACCAGGCUUUUAUGGUUACAGAAGUCAACAAUGAAGUUCCUAGGGGAUUAGGAGUGAUACUGAGGCUGCCGGGCCUGGGUUAGCCUCUGCAUCACCAAGGAAUAGAGGAGGACUCGAAUCAUGAUACUUCUUAAAGGCUUUAAUAACUGGUCUUCUAGUGCGUUUGGUACAAGAGAAAAAGGGAGAUUUCCGGCCGUUGUAGAAUAAUGAUUCAGGCAUUAUGUACAGACAGAUACUUGGAGGUAAAUCUAGCGUUGGGGUAACCAUGAAAGAGUAGGUCAUCACUGGAGUUCCGAUUGAGCCCGGUCCUCCGCGUGUAUGGGUGGAACAACGGAGCUAUUGAGGCAGUUUGAGAGGGAGACUUUGGUCUACAGUUAAAUGUAUAAUACGAACUAAUGGAACAGCAUAGUCAAGCAUAUUGACAUGGGAGAGAGGCUAAAGCAAUCACAUGUGUUUUAUUCGAGAAAGCUAGAAUACAACAACUGGUAAUGGCGAUGAAAUUUGGGCUAGGCUAAUAAUGAAACCUGACCGAUAAAUACAGGAUAGGGUACCGUUUAAAGUGACAUCCAGCAGGCAUAAUCCGUCAUCUGAGUGAUCAUCAGUCUCCUGAACACAUAUGUGAGCUCCCGGGAGCAGUAUUCGAAUUGGUGCUACAGCACAGGCGAGAAGGAAAGCACAUCUGUGUUUGCGUGUGCUAAGCUGGCGUGGCUAGCAGAUGGAUCUCAUGUUCGUCGCAACGGGAGACUGUUGAAACCACAGCGAUUACGUCACGGUAGCCCAGUCGUGAUGGAUCGCGGGCUUUCGUUUCGACACUAUGAGUUCCCGUCCGGUUGACCGAGAGGUAUAGCCGGGAGAUGGGCCUUCUCGAGGCUAGCUCAAGGCUGAAUUAUCCAACAACUACAUCCAUUUGGUUGCAGCUAAUCUAGUUGCGAGAUCCGUGUUAAAGGGUCCAGGUUGAUUCAGUAGUUCCGCAAGAAAAUGCUGAUAUGUUCUGGACCAACGAUCUUAAACGCUCUGUGCAGACCAGUGCAGAACUGGCCGAUAAUCGUCCAGGCUAGAUCUGGUCUGGUAGUAGUGCAGGCCACGUAAAUGGUUAAAACCGCUAAGCGGAGGCUAAUAGCAGGUAGCUAUUUAGCUGGCUUACUCCGUCCGGUAGACAAGAGUAAUAGCGGAAUAAUGGGGCCUGCUCAAGGCUAGCUCAAGUGCUCACUGGUGUUGUUCACAGGCAAUGGGGAUUAGCAAACACAACACCAUAUCGACAUCCUUCGGUGCGGGCUAGCUAGUUGCGUCCGGUUUUAAAGGUCUCAGUGAUUCAGUAUUUCCGGCAGAAAAUCUGGAUGUUCUGGGUGAAAACCGUAAACGGUGGCUAAUAGCAGUAGCUAGUUAGCUGGCUACUAGUUUGCAACUGGAGAUUCUAGAUAAAAGUUAGUAAAUAAUAGAGUCCGUUCCACAUGCGAGGCGGGUUGCAGGAAAGUAUAUUUAGAAGAAGGAUUAAAAGUGUGAUUGGACAUAUAUAUACGAACAAGACAAAAAAAUAAAAAAUAAUAGGCUUUUUACACUGACACACAACCAGAUUAGCGGUCGCGUAGCUCAGGCGGGGAGCUGCGCUACUUGCGCGAUCUUGAUAUUGGUUGAGGGGUGGUUUGUGGUUGCGUGGAGGGGUGGGUUAGUUGUAGUUCCACAUCAGGUAACUAUAGGCUCCACAUACAGUUAUAGAUAGGUACAGGUAGGUAACCUUCUCACAUACAGUUUCGUUUAAUACAGUUAGGUAUAACUCCACUACAGGAGAAGUAUAAAGUUUUCUAGGUUAGUUAGUAUUGUUCCAAAUAAAGUUCGGUAUCGUUCCAGGUUAGAUAUAGUUCCACCUAAGGUUAAUACCCUUCCACAUACAGGGUAUAAUAGCUGCGCAUACAGGUUAGGAAAGAGAUACAGUUAGUAAUAAUACAGGUAGGAAUAGGUUAUACGAGUUUUAGGUAUGAAUAACAGGUUAGGAAAGAUACAACCGUUAGGACUCUAUACAGUGAGGAAUAGAUACAGGUUAGGUAGACAACAUGUGUAGUUGAUAGAUACAUGGUUCAGGAAUAGAUACAGGUUAUUAUAGAUACAGGUCUGAAUAAAUACAGGUAGGAAUAGAUACAUGUUAGAAUCGAUACAGGUUAGGAAUGAGAGUACGGUUAGGACAUAGAUACAGUUUAGAAUAGAUACGGGUUAGGAAUAGAUACAGGUUAGGAAUAGAUACAGGGUUAGGAAUAGAUACAGGUUAGGAAUAGAUAGCAUGUUAGGGUAAUCGACACAGGUGAGGUAUAAGAUACAUGUUAGUAUAGAACAGGUUAGGUAUAGAUACAGUUCGGAAUAGAUACAUGUUAGAAAUAGAUACGUGUUAGGAAUAGAUACAGGUAGGAAUGAUACAGGUUAGGUAUCUAGAUACGUUUCGGUGUAUGAUAGUAGGGUGGAAUGAUACCGGUAGGAUGAACAGGUUAAGGAAUCGAGACAGGUUAGGUAUAGAUCCGGUUAUGUAAGAGAACAGGUUAAGAAUAGAUACGGUUAGGAAUAGAUACAGGUUAGGUAGAAUACGGUUAGGUAUAUUACAUGGUUUAGGAAGAGAUCAUUUUAGAAUAGAUACAGGUUUAGGAAUAGAUACAGGUUCAGGUAUAGAUACAGGUUAGGUAUAGAUUAAAGGUUAGGUAUAGAUAUAGGUUAGUGUAUAGGAUUACAGGUUAGGUAUAGAUACAGGAUAGCAAGAUGAGGUUAGGCAUAGAUACAGGUUAGUAUAGAUUACAGGUUAGGAAUUAAUACAGGUUAGGUUAGAUCAGUUAGAAUAGAUACGGUUAGGAAUAGAUACCGAUUAGGUAUAAGAUACAGGUUAGUUUAGAUACCGUAGGUAUGACACAGUUUUAGGUAUAGACCAGGUUAAGGGAAUAUAUACCGUUUAGUGAAUAGAUACAGGUUAGGAAUAGUACCGGUUAGGGUAUAUAACUGUUGUAAUAACAACAGUUAGGAAUAUCUACGGUUAGGUAUCGAUACGGUGGAAUAAGAAACAGGGUAGGUAUAGAUACCGGUUAGGAAGAGAUACCGGUUAGGAAUAAUGCACUUUAGGUAUAGAUAACAGGUUAGGAUAGAUACGGAAAAUUCAUUAAUAUAUACAGGUUAGGAAUAGAUACGUUAGGUAUAGACAACAGGUUAGGUAUAGAUACAGGUUAGGUAUAGUACAGGUUAGGUAUAGAUACAGGUUAGGUAUAGAUCAGGUUAGGAAUAGAUACAGGUUAGGUUAGAUACAGGUUAGGUAUAGAUACCAUGUUAGAAUAGAUCAGGUUAGGAAUAGAUAACAUGUUAAUAUACAGGUUAGAAUAAUACAAGGUUAGGUAUAGAUACAGGUUAGGAAUAGAUACAGGUUAGGUAUAAGAUACCUUUACGAAUAGUAUACAGUUAGGAAAAGAUACAGUAGGUAUAAUACAGGUAGUAUAGAUACACUGUUAGGAAUAUAUACAGGUUUAGGAAUAAACAGUUAGGAAUAGAUACAGGUUUAGGUAUAGAUACAGGUUAGGUAUAAUACAGGUUUGGUAUAGAUCGGUUAGAAUAGAUACCGUGAGGCAUAUAUACAGGUUAGCUGUAAUCAGAUAAGGUUAGACUAUAUACAGGUUGGUAUCUAUCGCGAGGUUAGGACUCGAUACAGGUUUAGGACUAGAUAAGGUUAAGAAUAAUUUACAGGUUAUUGAAUAGAUACAGUUCGGAAUAUAUACCGUGUUAGGUAGAGUUACAGGUUAAGGUAACGAUACAGGUUAGUAUAAUACAGGUUAGGAAUGAUACAGUUAGGAAAUAUAUACAGUUCGGAAUAGAUCAUGUUAGGUAUGAUACAUGUAGGAAUAGAUACAUGUUAAGGAAUAAUACAGGUUAUUAAUAGAUACAGGAUUAGGUAAGAUACGGUUAGGCAUAGUUCAUAUACAGGUUAGGUAGGGUUAGAUAAAGGUAGGAAAUAUAUACAGGUUAGUUAUGUUUUCCACAUACAGGUGGUAAGUCCCCUGUAGCUCAGUUUGGUGAGCAUGGCGCUUGCAACGCCAGGGUUGUGGGUUUCGUUUCCCACGGGGGGGCCAGUAUGAAAAAUGUAUGCACUCAGCUAACUGUAAGUCGCUCUGGAUAAGAGUGUCUGCUAAAAUGACAAAAAAAAAAAAAAGUACAGUUCCUCAUAGAUGUUAGGUACAGUUCCACACAAAGGUUAGGUACAGUUCCUCAACAUGUUAGGUACAGUUCCACACAAAGGUUAGGUACAGUUCCUCAUAGAUGUUAGGUACUGUUCCACCACAAAGGUUAGGUACAGUUCCUCAUAGAUGUUAGGUACUGUUCCACAACAAGGUUAGGUACAGUUCCUCAUACAUGUUAGGUACUGUUCCACACAAAGGUUAGGUACAGUUCCACACAAAGGUUAGGUACAGUUCCUCAUAGAUGUUAGGUACUGUUUCCACACAAAGGUUAGGUACAGUUCCUCAUAGAUGUUAGGUACUGUUCCACACAAAGGUUAGGUACAGUUCCUCAUACAUGUUAGGUACAGUUCCACACAAAGGUUAGGUACAGUUCCUCAUACAUGUUAGGUACAGUUCCCCACAAAGGUUAGGUACAGUUCCUCAUACAUGUUAUGGUAGCAGUUCCCACACCAAUGUUAGGUACAGUUCCCAUAAUUUAGGUACAGUUCCACACACAAGGUAGGUACAUUCCACACAAAGGUUAGGUACAGUUCCUCAUACAUGUUAGAUACAGUUUCCAAAUAUACAGGUUUAGGUACUCGUUCCUAUACAUGGUUAGGUAUCUGUUCCAUAAACAGGUUAGGUAUCGUUCCAUAAUACAGUUAGGUAUCGUUCCAUAUACAGGUUAGGUAUCGGUCCAUAUACAGUGUAGGUAUAGUUCCUCAUCCAGGUUAUGGUAUCGUUCCAUAACGAGGUUUAGGUUAUCGUUUCAUAUACAGGUUAGGUAAGUUUCCAUAUACAGGUUAGGUAUCCGUUCCCAUAUACAGGUUAGGUAAUAGUUCCAUAGACCAUGGUUGAUGGUUUAGUUCCAUAUACAUGGUUAGGUAAUCCGUUCCAUAUACAGGGUUAGGGAUCGUUCCAUAUACAGUUAGUAUAGUUCCAUAUACAGGUUAGGUAUAGUUCCAUAUACAGGUUAGGUAUAGUUCCAUAUACAGGUUAGGUAUCGUUCCAUAUACAGGGUUUAGGUAUCGUUCCAUAUACAGGUUAGGUAUCGUUCCCAUAUACAGGUUAUGUAUAGUUCCAUAUACAGGUUAGGUAUCGUUCCAUAAUACAGGUUAGUAUCGUUCCAUAUACAGGUAGGUAUAGUUCCAUAUACAGGUUAGGUAUCGUUCCAUAUACAGGUUAGGUAUCGUUCCAUAUACAGGUUAGGUAUCGUUCCAUAUACAGGUUAGGUAUAUUGUAUUUGUAUUUAUCAUGGAUCUCCUUUAGCUGCUGCCAAGGCAGUACUUUACUCUUCCUGGGGUCCAGCAAAAUUAAGACAGUUAUACAUUUUAAAAACCUUACAAUACAUUCAUAACAGAUUUCACAACAUAUUAAGUGUGUGCCCUCAGGCCUCUACUCUACUACCACAUAUCUAUAACACAAAAUCCAUGUGUACAUGUGUGUAUAGUGCGUAUGUUAUCGUGUGGUUGUAUGCAUGUGUCUAUGUUUGUGUUGCUUCACAGUCCCCGCUGGUCCAUAAGGUGUAUUUUUAUCUGUUUUCUCUGUUGUCUAUAGGCCGUCUAUAGGCCGCUCCGAGUUCAACGAUGUGCCCCACUUGACCGUAGCUCGCUCGGUCUGACCGCAGUGACUGUGUCUGUGUGUGUCUGUGUGUGUCUGUGUGUGUCUGUGUGUGUCUGUGUGUGUGUCUGUGUGUGUCUGUGUGUAUGAGAGUAAAACUGUCCAACAGGGGGGCAGAGCAGGCAGCCCCUGUGGAGGCAGGCCACUCUCUCCCCCCUUUCUUUUGGCCUGCUGUCCCUCUGGAGUUCCAAGUCGGUAAGCUGUACUCUCAGGCCCAUGGGAGAUGUCUUUUGAACAGGCAGGGAGUGCAUAAUUAGAGAUAUGGAGCUCCAGAGGUCACAAGGUCAAUGUGGGCCUGCAUGGAAGUCAGCAGGGCCACAAGGGUGCAACAGCUUUAACAGAAUCAAACAAAAAAAAAGUGCCCUAAAGGUUAUUCUAGCUGCGUGCAGCGGUUCAUUCAGUCUGACCCAUCCGAGUUGUUCCCCCACAGGAUAACAUGGGUAUACAUGUAAUGCUCUAACUCUGCUCCUGUUUAUGCAAUUAGCAAAAUUCCUUCUGCCACAUGUUCAGGGUCACCUGUAGCUCUACAGAUAUCAAUAUGAAUACAGUACAUGGUCCCCUUCAUAUCUUAAACGGGAAAUUUUAACAAUAAAUCUUAUGUCAAAUUCCAUUGUAACUAAUUGCCAUGGGAAAGCAGUCAAGUCAGCCAUCCCAUUGAUAAAUUCAUCAAAAACAGUCAAAGGACAGAACAUUUGAAAUGUAUUUGUACAGUAGAGUAUCCCAGUAGUGGACUUUAUUAGUUAAAGCCAUAGUGUACAUUUUUUGUAACAGGUAUGGAAUUGACUGAAUGAUGAAUUGAUUUAAUGGUAAAAGACUGAAUUUGAAUGUUUGACUGUGAGCUGACAGCAAGGGAGGAGUUGGAGGUGUGUUUUAGUGGGAGGAGUGUGUUGUGGAAAUAGAAUGUGUUUGACUAGAGGCUGACAGCAUGGGAGGGGUGGAGGGAGUGGUCUCAGAUGUGUUUAUAAGCAGCAACUAAGCAGCCUGGAGCAUUGUACUUCCUGGAUAGCUGAAGUGAUUGUGUAAUGGUUUUUAUUUACUGUUAUUUCACUUUUCAAUAAUAUAGAUGGCUCCAGUGCGUUCUCUAUUUCGUUCAUGUCCACUUUGCUUUAAGGUUGUGGUUGGCUUCAGUCAGCACCUUAGGCAAGUACACAACGUUCGGAACACUGAGGAGAGGAUUCUCCUUUGUAAUUGGCAGUGGGGCCGUGUCAAUAUCAGGCAGGAGCGGUGUCCAGUGACAGGAUGCUCCACCCAUGUCAGCAGGCUGGACCGGCAUAUGGACUCCCAUACAGAGCUCAACAGAGCACAGAGGAGACGGGCUUUAGAGGAGGUGAAGAGACGUCUGACAAUGGAGAGGCUGGCGGCAUUGAGGGCGUCGAUCCCUGCCAUCCCAGUGGCCACCGAUUUUGAUAUUGUGGAGACUGCGAGGCAAGAAGAAGAGGAGGAUAACUUUUUAGAUACUUUUGCAGAGGAAGAGGAGGAAGAGGGCUGCACAUAUGAUUACUGCCACUGCCAAGCACCACUUUUGAGGCUGCAGAAAGCUGUGAAAGAGAGGGAUGAGGCCCUGACCAAGAAAAGUGAGACCAUCCAAUCCAUUAGAGAGGACAACCUGAAGCUGAUCUCUGAGCUGCAUAGAGUGAGGAAGAGGUACCAGCUACUGAAAAGGCAGAUGGGGAUUCUCAGGGUGAGUCCGGCAAAGGAGAGGUCGGCAAAGAGGUCCCUCAGCUUUCAGGCCGAGGCAGACACAGCCCAAGAGGAGCUGCAGCUGGACCAAGUGACAGGUUCAGGGGACCAGACAGAGGAGGCUACAGCGUCCGGAUCUGGCAGCAAACUUAUCUUCCCGGGCUCUGCCAUUAGUAAGUACUGUUUCUUUGAAAUAGUGGCAAGUGUUUGAAACAGUUUUUUUUUUUUUUUAAACAGCUUGACUGAUUCAUGUUGCCUCAUGAGAUUGUAAUUCUUGUCUAAAAUGUUAUGUUUCUUUGACAGGUGUGUUUCUUGAGGGAUUCAGGAAGACCUGUGAGGGCCCCAAUCCAAAUUAUAAACUAAUGGAAAAUUGUGCCGGAAAGAUCAAAAGGGUGACGCAAUUUUUGAACUACAUGGCGAAGGAUGAGACCUACCAAUCCAAUCUCAUUUUCCUGACUAACCAUGACAAAAUAAGGGGGUAAGCAGAGUUCUUUCUUUUUAGUCUCAUCAGCGUUCAUUAACAAUGCAGUAAUUGAUUGUAUGAUUUGUGUGUGUGUGUGUGUGUGUGUGUGUGUGUGUGUGUGUGUGUGUGUGUGUGUGUGUGUGUGUGUGUGUGUGUGUGUGUGUGUGUGUGUGUGUGUGUGUGUGUGUGUGUGUGUGUGUAAAGGUGAAAGACAGCAAGGAAGCCAAGGUGGUUUCCAGAAAGACCCUGCUGGAGUGCCAGUCUCUUGCCAAGGCCAAGAUCCCAGAAGUGCUGAGUAAGUGUUUCUAAAUCUGUGAUGUCACUGUUAUUACACACUUAUAAACGUCAGACAUGUAUAGAGUGCAGUGUAAAGAUGCCUGUUAUUAUUUUCAUGUCCCCACAGAAACCUUGGAAGAAACAAGGACACAGAAAAAUCAGUACCAGUUUAAUGGAUACCUGUGGGCCUACUUUACCUCCAUAGACGGCCAUAGACCGGGCCUGGAUAAGAACAUGUUGGUGGAGGAGGUGGAGGAGGCUAAAUGUGACCAGUCUGGGAUGUAUCUGAUCAGUGUAAGUCUAUAAACGUACACCUGAAUGUGUUUAUUUGUUUGUUUGGUUGGUUGGUUGUUUUUGGAAACAAUUGCAGUCGCCUUUGCGUCAUUUGUGUGUUUUUUCUGUUCAAUUUCUAAUAGGUGGAGGAACACAAAACGAAUAGAGACCAUGGCAUGGUCCAGAUGUCGCUGACAAAGGAUGAGUACACUUGGUUUUCAGACUUCCUCAAAUUCAAGCACUGCCUCCCAGGGGGAAAGAAGUCCCAGCACUUUUUUUUCAAUUCUACAAGCACUCAGCUCAAUAACCUGCCUGCCUACCUGAGGGAGGUGUGGAAGGAGAUGGGUCUGCCUGAAACUCCUACCUUCACUGACCUGCGGACCUCCAUUGUCACUCAUGUAAGUCAGAUUAGAUAUGAAUAGAAGUAUUGUAAGAUCCUAUUCCACUGUUGUCUGAAAUAAUAUCAAUUAUUUUUAUUUAUUUGUGUCUGUGUGUGUGUGUGUGUGUGUGUGUGUGUGUGUGUGUGUGUUUCUUUUUUGCUUGUGUCUUACAGGUCAAAAACAUGCUCCCGAAGGCUGACAGGGAAAGGGUGGCCAACUUCAUGUGCCACGACAUCCAGACGGCAGAUACAUUUUAUGCCAUCAAUUUAAAUCCGUCCCAAGCCAGUGAAACCAGGGCACUCUUCGAGGCAGCAUUAAAGGGAGAAGAUACCUCUGUCACCACCGAGAACCAGGCCUCCACCUCUUCAAAAAGAAAGCGGAAGGCAAGAGAGGAGGACUCCCUCUCCGAGGGGAGCACCACCCCCGAAGAGACCAAGGUGAUGUACCAGGAGUCUGGCCCGUCCUCCAGGGACUCGGAGGAGGAAGAGGUCGAGGAUGAGGAACGGACGGCCAGACAACCUGUGGUAAGAUCAGCUAUUCCGACACCACACAUUAGAUUACCAAAUGUGCUUGUACACCAUGUAACAGUCAAACGUGCAUUUUUUAAUAUAUAUAUGUUCUCUUUUGUGUUUGCUGUGCCUGAAGACACCCUCCAAGUUGACCAUGCCUGAGCUGGAGCAGUACCAUACCCCGAGCAAGAAGCAGCUCAUCCUCAGGCGCCGCAUGGUGGUCGCCGUCAGCCCCCUGCUAGUCUCACCCAUCAAAUUGAAGAGCAAGUCGCCCCUCACCUCCCCCAUUGUCACGAUGCAAGGUAUGCAGCAGCUGAAUUCAAAUGAAGACCGACUCAAAAAAGCCAUUGCCUCAAGGAGGAGGAAGCUGGAUGAGAAGGUGCACAAGGAAAGAGGGGAGACCUCUGUCAGCCAGAAGGAAGGGGAGCCGACCCACUUCAAGACUCAACAAGGGGAGGAAGGAAACAGCAGCACCUCUUACCAAGACUCU